Molecule: messenger RNA, 7147 nt
Organism: Macrobrachium nipponense
Lineage: Eukaryota; Metazoa; Arthropoda; Malacostraca; Decapoda; Palaemonidae
Gene: kuz
Product: disintegrin and metalloproteinase domain-containing protein 10-like
Exons: 14
Coding region: 130-2904 (924 amino acids)
Biological process (GO): Notch signaling pathway; membrane protein ectodomain proteolysis
Cellular component (GO): plasma membrane
Molecular function (GO): metalloendopeptidase activity
Source: RefSeq, a predicted model, not a curated record
UCAGACUCAGUAUGUGAUGGUAGUGAGGAAGAAGAGGUUGUGCUAGCGAGUGUAUGUGUUAAUUUUAGUGUAAAUAUUGGACUAUAUGUUGAGUUCUAAGGAAUUAUUAAGUAUUUGUGCCUAAAAACAAUGGGAUUAUGUAUCUACCAAUGGUUAUGCCUGCUAGUCACGUUCUGGCUGAAAGUAGAAGGUUCUGCACUAAGUGAAUAUGUGAGCCGGUAUGAGGUGCUUCGAUAUGAUUCGGAUCCUGUCCAUCGGCAACAUCACCGCCUUAAGCGGUCGCUCGAUAACAACGAAGAGCUAACCAUAUCAUUCGCGUCACAUGGACGAUCUUUCCACCUGCGUUUGAAGAGAGAUACGCAGACUAUAAGUCCAAUAGUCAAAGUAGAAGUUCCAGCCAAGAUUGAAGCUGGACUAGAUUUUAGUCACGUUUAUGAAGGAACCCUAGCAGAUGACCCCAAUUCACGUGUUUGGGGGAGCAUCCGAGAUGGGGUUUUUGAGGGUGUGAUUGAAAGUGACCAUGAUGGCACUUAUUAUGUGGAACGUGCCCACAAGUAUUUCAAGGGCCACAAUGCCACUAGGUCGGGCUUCCACUCCUUGAUCUACCAUGACAGGCACGUGGAAGACCCUUAUGCACGAUUACGCACAGGCCAUAAAUCUGGUUGUGGUGUGACGGAUGAUGUGGCUGCCUGGAUGGACAGCGUUCAAAAUUCUGCAGACCCAAAGGAGGAGAUGGAAGAGGCCGCAAGACGCUUUCUACAAACCCCUGCCCAUCUUCGUAGUCAGUACAAGUACAAACAAUGGCUGGAUAGCAAUGAUGAGUAUAAGACCGCUGAAGAGCAUGAUUUUGGCAGUGCAUUUCAUCUGAUGGAGGACUACCACAAUAAGUAUAGCGAAGAAGCCAAUCAACACCGCAGUAAGAGAGCUAUUGGCCUCGGGGUUGGUGAGGAUAAUAAGGGGACCUGUUCUCUUUCUAUCCAGACUGACCCAAUGCUUUGGCAUCAUAUUUAUAAACAGGAGGAAAAUGAUCCCAUUAAAACAAGAGAUGAGAUCACAGCUAUGAUAUCACAGCACAUAAAAGCAAUCAACAAUAUAUAUGCCAAUGUCAAGUUCAACGGAAAGUACAAACAUAGGAACAUCAGAUUUGAAGUUCAGAGAAUAAAGAUUGAUGAUGAUGAACCAUGUCGUCCUCAUUAUCAGGGAGAGUCAAACAAAUUUUGUAAGGCCAAUGUUGAUGUAAGCAACUUCCUUAAUCUACAUUCCCAGAAGAAACAUGAUGAGUUUUGCUUAGCAUAUGUGUUCACGUUUCGUGACUUUACUGGUGGAACUCUUGGAUUGGCAUGGGUGGCAUCACCAUCAGGGGCAUCUGGAGGUAUCUGUGAAAAGUAUAAAACGUAUACUGAAAAUCUUGGUGGAUUCCGUCAUUCAGAAAAGAGGUCUUUAAAUACUGGCAUCAUCACAUUUUUAAAUUACAAUUCACGGGUCCCACCAAAGGUAUCACAGUUGACUUUGGCUCAUGAGAUUGGACAUAAUUUUGGAUCUCCUCAUGACUUUCCUGAAAUCUGCAAGCCAGGUGGCUUACAAGGAAACUUUAUUAUGUUUUCCUCAGCCACAAGUGGAGAUCGUCUGAAUAACGACAAAUUCUCUCCAUGUUCCGUUCGAAAUAUAUCCCUUGUUUUAGAUGCAAUAUCAGAAAAGAGAAGGACAAACUGCUUCUCCACUAACAAUGGUGCUUUCUGUGGCAACAAGAUUGUAGAGGAAGGAGAGGAAUGUGAUUGUGGUUAUGAUGAUGAUGAGUGUGAGGAGUCUUGUUGCUACCCUCUGAAAAUCUCUAACCAUGACAAGUACCUUAAUAGUUCUGCCAAACAGUGCACAAGACGAAAUAACACUCAGUGCAGUCCAAGCCAAGGACCAUGCUGUGAUAGGAACACCUGCACUUAUGUACAGGGAAAACAGUGUCAUUCAGACACGGACUGUGAAUUCUCAGUGAAGUGUAAUGGGAGGAUGCCCACUUGCCCAACACCUAAGAAGAAAGAAGACCACAAGGAAUGUAAUGAGGGAACAAAGGUGUGCCUGAAAGGAAAAUGUACGGGCUCUAUAUGUCUGGCACAGGGCAUGACUGAAUGCUUCCUUACAUCAGAUAGAGUUCAGGAUAAGAAGAAACUCUGUGAGAUAGCAUGCCAAGUGGGUAAUGACACAUCCACUUGCAAAUCGACAUCAGAGCUUCAGCAUCUUUUUAGUGAACCAGUCUUUAUGAGGCCAGGAGCACCUUGCAACAACUUCCAGGGAUACUGUGAUGUCUUCCAAAAAUGCAGAGCAGUUGAUGCUGAAGGACCUUUAGCCCGUCUCAAAAACUUGCUUUUUAAUCAAGAUACAUUAAACAGUGUUGCAGAGUGGAUCACGCAAUAUUGGUAUGGAGUUCUGCUCCUUGGAGUAGGUUUUGUUGUCUUCAUGGGUGUAUUCAUAAAAUGUUGUGCUGUGCACACCCCAUCCAGCAAUCCACGAAAACCACCAGCAAGGUCCAUAACAGAAACAUUACGCAGGCCUGUCAAUACUUUGAGAAGAGUUAAACGGCACCGGCAGGGACCAGGCCCCAGUGGCAAUCAACUUCCUGGUCCAAGUCAUCACCACCACCACCACCACCAUAAUCAGCCAGGUCCUUCCAGACCAGGAGGGAGCAGAGAAGGAGAACGUCCAAAGGCCGCUGCAUCCAAACGUUCAAGCAGGGCAUACAGUGAUGACCCUCCUCCCCCUUAUCCUGGAAAUCCCAGACAACCAUCAACUCCAGGAAGUUCCAUAGCUCCAAGCUCACGGGCUGGACCAACCCGGCAUGGUUAUGGGGAGGGACGAGGGCACUAUAAUAGGCCCAAAGGCGGCAGACGACACGAGAAUUCUGCUGUAUAGUGUAAGCUUCAGCCCCACCACUGGAGUGACCUUGUGAUAAUAUUGGUAUAAGUGGCCACCCUGUGGGGCUCUAUACUCAGCCUUCCUCAGUGCUGCCAACGUGUCCCCUUGUACUCUGUCCCCAACAUAAAGAACAACAUUAAUUUGGCCCAGUACCUAUCCAGUUUUCUUACUAUCGUGUGUGUCAUGUCAGAUAGGCUAGUUUUUAGGGUAGAUCAACCAAAAAUUUUAAAAACUCAUAUCACACAACAAUUUAAGAAGGCUCAAGUUUUAGGUAAUCUUUAGAGCUGAGGUAUCAAUUGGGCUAGAAGCCUGGUUGCUGAAGCUUUAGAUAGUGUUUAGAUGUAGAAGGUUUAGGGUAGGAUUUAGUUAACCUUUUUAAUAGAUGUAGGUUUCAGUUCAGAUUGACUGGUCAUAGUAUGGAAUUGGAUAUGGUAUACAAGUGGUCAGGAGUUAUCACAAUCAUGAAUUAAUCAAAGAACUACAGUGUACUGUCAAAUGUUGAAAGUAAACAAAUGACUGAUGUUCCAAGGAAGGGUGAAGAAGGUGGCAAUAGAAAGUUUGUAUUUAUAAUAGAAGUACCCUUGUUAUGAUUGAUAAGUAUCAAAGUGAUAUUGAUAAAGGGGCUGGCUGACAGACUGACUUUUGACAACAUUUUGUUGUUGUUAUUGUUGCAUGGCCUGGAUAAGGAGCCCAGUCUACUGUUGACUCUGAAGUUAGGCCUUAGUGAGUUUAUGCUGAUAAUCUGUUAUACUGGAUAAGGCAUGUGGAAAAAAGUUCAGUGGAAUUAUUUAUAGUGAGGCAGUUUUGAUGUAUUCAUUAAGUGUUUUAUUGACAUUUCAAAACAAAGAAAAUAGUGGAAUGGUCUUGCUGGUAGAUGACAUUAUAAUUGUGAUGAGAAUUGUGGUGCUCUGAAAAUGUCUUACAAUGACUGGAGGAACGGAACACUGGAUACUUUACAAAGGAUGAGCAAGUCUUCAUGGACUUUGCAAAUCCACCUGAUACACUCAUGUAGAAAACACAGCUAUUUCAUUAGGAUACAACUCAUGUAUGUUUCAUAGAAUCAUCAUAUUGGUAGUGACACCAUUUAUAUUUUCUUUAAUAUAAAGUUGACAUUUUUAAUAAGGUAUAAAAAUUUUAUUACUGACUUUUGUGUUCACUAUAAGGCACUAUGCCUAAAGUCUAAUAUCAUUCCUUUAUUCAUGCAUUUAUGAAAGAAACAAAAUGAGGUUCUAUAAGCUUUUUCAUAUUCUUGUCAUUUGAUUUAAUAAUAUUGUGGUACAAGAAUUGUAUAUGAACUUAGCAUUAAAAGAAACUAUACCCAUACAAUAGCAGUUGCUCAGUCUGGGCUCCCACACAUUCAUAUGGGUAUAGUAAGCGGAAUUUACUUUUUUCUUUUGUUUUUUUUUAUAGUUAUAUGGUUGUACUGUUACUGAAAAAUAAGUCUUGGCUCUCAGGUUGGAGAGGACAUGAUUGUUUAUUCAUGUCUUCUUUUUUAUUUUUUUAAGUUUUAAAAUGAAUGAUUUUGCCAUAUAAACACCAAGGCACUCUCCAGUUAGCUUUUUGGUAGCCAUUUGUGAUUAUCUGUUUACCAAGAAGUAUUCAUACACUUUAUUUACAAUUUGUUGAAGAAGUUUCCAUACUUUUUGUAUUCUUGUAAUGAUAGGACUUGCCUUGGAGUAUAAUUUAUGAUUUCUAAUCAUUGAUAUUGAAUCCCCUUGGCACUUUUGCAUGGAAAUGGUCUUUUAUCUUCCAUCUGCCAUAAGUACAGGUAAUCAUAAUCUUUUUAGUUCAUCAAUUAGUUUUAUCACUUAUUGGUGAAUUCUGGAAGUAUAUUUGGAUAUAUUUAGUGUGCUGAUGUGAUAUGAAAUCUUGGCAAAUGUAAACCUGGGUUUUGUUAUAUUUCAGUGAUUUAAUUGCUGUUUUGGUUCAAUCCUGGAUUUACAGCGUUUUAAGCUGUUGCUACAGUUACCAAUACAGCCUUUUUUUAUUGUGGAGAUUUUUUUUUAUUAUAAGGAUAAUUAAAUUUUUCAAAAUGGAGUGCAUUUGAUGUUCUUAUAUAGAGAAAUCUGCAUUCCCUAAUGUAACGUUUAUAUAGUGUAUGUGUGUAAGCCAAGGAGGACAGUUUUUAAAACAAUACUUACAGACUCACAGUGUGAAGAAAGAUGCAUUCAUGUUAAACAUUUAGCUGUGUGCACUGUGUCAUGUAGCAUUAAGUAUAUUUCCUUUUAGUCGGUUGUUAUCCUUUCACAUUUUAUACAUUGGGAGGGGGGAUAGUUACAGCUGUUAUGUAAUAUUUCUUAUUCUGAGUACCUAUUUAAGAUUGUGAUGUUUAAGCAGAGACCCCUUUCUUUUCACUCUUGAUAAAAGAUUCAGUAUUACAUAUAAAGGAAUAUAGUUUGGGACCCAGAUUAUGUAUAUUUAUGUAUGAAAAAUUUUAAUUUUUAUUUCACAUCUUUUGUUCUUGGAAAUAAGUUGUAUCGUAUUUGAAGUUUUAAGGAUAACAUAAUGCCAUACCAUUUCAGCAAUUCAUAUUUCAAACUUAUAUUUUUAUCAUUCCAAAGACUUGUAAGGACCAAAGAUUUUUAAAGCUUAAUCUUUAAUAUUAUUUUAUCUUACUGUGUGACUUUGUGCAUAAUCCAUUUUUCUUGAAUAUCAGGAGCUCAUGCAGGUAACAUUGUUAUAUCAUCUGUGUAUUUUCUAAUGUCUUUUUGGAAGGGAAGAAAAGAAAAGGACAUGGAAUCUAUUACCUAUUUUUAAAUGUAUCCAAGUUUUGCACUACUUUGAUUAGUUGACUGUGGUUUAUCAUAUACUUGAACCAGUAAAAUGAAGGGGCCAUGCAUGGGAAAUGAUGGUCUACAGUAUAUUAGUUCUAAAUCGAAUGUUGAAGUCACAAUUAUAAUUUGCAUUUCAAAAGUGUGGCAUUGGAGAUAAAUUAAUUUUCCUGUGGACAUCAAAAAUAAUUGUGUAUAUGCACCAAUUAGCUGCAGGUUACUAAGCUUGUGAAACUGUCAAGCAGUGUUGCAGAGAGGAUACAUUUUCUUGCAGUUGGGUUGUUGGGUACUGUAUACCUUUACUUUUAUUUUUUUAAUAAAGGAAUAAAGGAACAAUCUCUUAUGAUAAGUUUAUUUGUAAAAUUGGAAUUUUGUCCAUAAUUAAAAAUAUAACAUGAAGGCUAAAUCAACAUAUUUUAAAAAGGCAAACCAUUAAUGUAUGUUUUGCUGAAAAAUAGUUUUUUUAUAUAGAGAUUGAAAGCCUUGUACGUACUGUAGUUUUUAAUUGGAACAACAGGUGAACAUUGCAUCACAUCUUUAUGAUCCAGUUAUCUUUUAAGCUCUGGUAGCCAUGCAGUUGUUUUGCAGUGUUUAAGUACACCAGGUAAAUUUUAUUCAGAAAAAAAGGAGGAUGAAGGUGUAAGAAAGACAUCAUUUAUGUGAACUAUAAUACUACUAAAAUGAAAGUGAACAAGAUUUUAAUCUCGUAAAAAUUUAGAAAUUCUAAUCAUUUAGACUGGAAAAUUUUCUUUUUAAUAGUGCCAUUUUACUAGAUUUCCAGUCAUAAGAUAUGAAUGUAUGUUAAAAUCAGAUUUUGUGAAACACUGGGCAUUAAAAAAGACAGGAAGUACAUGUAUUGUUGUGCCACAAAAGCUUGGUUUUUCUAUUAUAUUUAGGGUCUUUGUAACCCAUUGUAAUUUUUGCUGCAAAAUUGUCAUGAUUUAUAAUCACAAUAUAGUUUGCUUUGGCUUUACCAAAUUAAUGUUUUUUUACCUUCUGAUGUUUUAUGGAUGACAAUUAAUAGAGGAAAAGCUAAUGGAGUUUAGGACCACUUACCUCAUGCCAUGUUGAUUAUGCUAUCAAAAACAAUUGUGAAUUUAAUAGACUGUAAAUGUUAAAUAUGCCUUAAUCUCUAUGUUGCUUACAUCAUUUUAAUCUUAAUUUUGCUGAAUGGAUGGGUCAUAAUAGUCCCCUAUUGCUAUAACAAACUCCAGUACCAAUUUAUUUGAAGUAAAUAUGUAUAGAUAUAUUCCAUGAUCAUUUAUUUUGUUUAAAAGCUAUCUUUGUCAUACAUAGUGUUUACAUGACGCACUUGGACAUGAAGUAGGUUAAAAUAUGUUUGUAUAUGAUAUGUAGUUUGAUAAUUGUUAUUGUCAUUAUUACCACUUAACAUGAGUGACAUCUUUUUUUUAUGGAGAUCAAUGUAAUUUCAUCACUAUGUUUAAUAAAUAAACGAUGUGUGCUUUUUA